Molecule: messenger RNA, 687 nt
Organism: Nelumbo nucifera (sacred lotus)
Lineage: Eukaryota; Viridiplantae; Streptophyta; Magnoliopsida; Proteales; Nelumbonaceae
Product: F-box protein At4g12382-like
Molecular function (GO): protein binding
Source: RefSeq, a predicted model, not a curated record
AUGCAUGGCCAUCUACCGCAGGAAAAGAAAGAGAUCAGACAUUUUAUGAAUGGUGAUUGGGAAAACCUCCCUGAGGGUCUCCUUGACGCAAUUGCACAGCGGUUACCUCUGACGGAUUGCUUAGCCUUCCAUGAUGUCUGUACAUCCUGGAGAAGAGUUGUUGCAAAGCUCUCCGGUUUCCAUGCACGAAGGUUUCCAUGGUUGGUUCAGUGCAGAGAAGACUGCACCGACUUCAUCAUAACUUGCUUUAGUGUACUAGAGAACAAACUGUGGGAGCUGGAGUUGCCUGAGGCUCCUUUCAAAUACAUCGUGGGAUCAUUCCAGGAUUGGUUGAUACUGAAAAAGGUAACUUUCUCCAGUACAGAGUUUUUUCUCCUGAACCCCUUCUCCAGAGCUAUAGUCGUUCUUCCCAAGGUAUCAGACAACCUUUUCUACGAGCUGGUGCUCUCAACAGUUCCCACCGAUGCAAACUGUGUCUGCAUGCUCAUAAGUCCAUACUGUAAUGGGGUGAUCUUGUAUUGGGUUCCAGGAACAGAAAGGUGGAUUCCAGAUUGUAGUAGAUUGACAGGAGGAAAGGUCAUUGUGGAUUUUGUGUGUUGUAAAGGAAAUUUCUUUCUAUUGGACAGUGACUAUGAUAUAGUGGUAAUUGAUACCAGAAAUAUUGUAUCGAUUCCUGUAAAAGGAUAA